Molecule: messenger RNA, 1787 nt
Organism: Thalassophryne amazonica
Lineage: Eukaryota; Metazoa; Chordata; Actinopteri; Batrachoidiformes; Batrachoididae
Gene: dus2
Product: dihydrouridine synthase 2
Exons: 16
Coding region: 83-1564 (493 amino acids)
Biological process (GO): tRNA dihydrouridine synthesis
Cellular component (GO): cytoplasm
Molecular function (GO): tRNA binding; tRNA dihydrouridine synthase activity; flavin adenine dinucleotide binding
Source: RefSeq, a predicted model, not a curated record
UCCUGGAGAAAUAGAAGAAUAAAAAAAUAUUCACACGUUUCUGUUGCGGUACCAAAAAAUGUUGGAGGACUGAUCAUCCAUCAUGGCAGGCAGGCUGAGCUUCAGUAACAUCACUGCCCUGGCUCCGAUGGUCCGGGUGGGGACUCUGCCCAUGAGACUGCUGGCUCUGGACUACGGCGCAGAUGUGGUUUACUGUGAGGAGCUGAUCGACAUCAAAAUGGCCCAGUGUCGAAGAGUGGAGAACAAUGUGCUGGAGACAGUGGAUUUUGUUGCUCCUGAUGAUCGAGUGAUAUUCAGAACCUGUGAAAGGGAGAAGGACAGAGUUGUAUUUCAGAUGGGAACUGCAGACCCAGACAGAGCCCUGACAGUGGCCCAGCUUGUGGAGAAGGAUGUGGCAGCUAUCGAUGUGAACAUGGGCUGUCCAAAGGAAUACUCCACCAAGGGUGGAAUGGGAGCUGCUCUUCUGUCACAUCCUGACAAGAUUGAGGCAAUUCUCAGGAAGCUCAUCACAGGAAUUUCCAAACCAGUGACAUGUAAAAUUCGAAUUCUUCCUUCGCUGGAGGAAACUGUCAGUCUGGUCCAGAGAAUCGAGAAGACUGGUGUUACUGCUGUUGCAGUCCACGGCAGGUUUAAGGAGGAACGUCCCAGGCAUCCUGUCCACUGCGGUUACAUUCAGGCCAUCGCUCAGGCCGUUUCCAUCCCUGUCAUCGCCAACGGGGGGUCUCUGGAUUUGGUGAAAACCAACAGUGACAUUGAAGAGUUCAGGAAGUUGACCGGUGCCUCAUCGGUCAUGCUGGCUCGUGCCGCCAUGUGGAACGCAUCUGUGUUCAGCAGCCAAGGUCCUCUUCCUCUGGAGAAGGUUAUGGAAGAAUAUCUCAAAUAUGCGAUCCGGUACGACAACCACGCUUUCAACACAAAAUACUGUCUGUGUCAGAUGCUGAGGGACAAAGUGGAGUCUCCUCUGGGGAAACUGGUUCAGGCAGCACAGAGCAAUGCUGACCUCAGCGAGGCAUACGGGCUGCAGGAUAUUUACCAGGAGACUCAGGAUCUGCUGCAGGCCAGGAGGGAGACGCUGCAGAACAGCAGCCAGGCAGAUCAGCUCAUUGUGGAUGGAGACAUCACUCUCAUGGCCAUCAGAUUUGAACGGAGAGAGUAUCCACCUCAGAUCACUCCAAAGAUGUUCUUGUUGGAGUGGAGCCGUAAGAAAAAACUGGAGCAGCCGCUGUAUGAGACUGUGCAGCGCUCACAGGAUCGCGCCUUUCAGUCGACUGUGACUGUCGCAGAGAAGAAAUACAGAUCUUCACUGUGGGAAAAAUCAAAGAAGUUUGCAGAACAAGCGGCUGCCAUCGUCUGCUUAAGAGUUCUGGGUAUACCGGAGGGUCGCAUCGGCGAGGAAGACUCCGGAUUAGUCUGCAAGAGAAAGAGGGAGCAGAAAACGAAUGGCAGGGCAGAGGAAGAGAGGAGCAAGAAACGACAUGUAGCCGAUAUCCAACAGAGUGCAGAAACCACUGCUGUGGUCAACAGUGACCAUCAACAGCCAGACACGCAUCUAAAACAUGAGUAGAACACAUCAAGACUUUGUGAAAACAGUGUUUCCUUUGAAAGACUAAAAAGAUAAAGUUCUCCAUUAGUUUAAAGAGCAGAAUAAGAUGAGCUUUGUUCACCAAAGCACCAACACAGACUGCUGGAUUAUGUUUUUAUGUACAUCUUGGUACAGAAGUCCUUAUUCCACUUCUUUGUCAGUACCAAAGAGUGCAUUGGUUUUAUUCAGAAUAUAUUUACUGUUA